Microcebus murinus (gray mouse lemur) is the source of this 2010-nucleotide messenger RNA. RefSeq names its product melanocortin 5 receptor (gene MC5R). Lineage: Eukaryota; Metazoa; Chordata; Mammalia; Primates; Cheirogaleidae. Gene Ontology annotation, molecular function: melanocortin receptor activity. Gene Ontology annotation, cellular component: membrane. Gene Ontology annotation, biological process: G protein-coupled receptor signaling pathway. The record is from RefSeq and is a predicted model, not a curated record.
GGCGCGGGGCUUGGGGCCCGCCCGGAGGGCUGAGCCCGUGCGCACCGGCGCCUGCUGAGCACCGCCAGGGAGGGACGCGUCCUGUACCAGAGAAGAGCGCAGCAAGAGCACCGUAAAUUUGCGCCAAGAAGAGGAGGCAUUUUCUCCAGCAAUGAAUUCCUCAUUUAUCCUGCAUUUCUUGGAUAUCAACCUGAAUGCUACAGAGGGCAACCUUUCAGGAACAAAUGUCAAGAACAAAUCUUUGCUGUGUGAAGACAUGGGCAUUGCUGUGGAAGUGUUUCUGACUCUGGGUCUCAUCAGCCUCUUGGAGAAUAUCUUGGUCAUAGGUGCCAUCGUGAAGAACAGGAACCUGCACUCUCCCAUGUAUUUCUUCGUGUGCAGCCUUGCAGUGGCUGACAUGCUGGUGAGCAUGUCCAAUGCCUGGGAGACCAUCACCAUAUACUUGAUAAACAACAAGCACCUGGUGAUAGCAGAUGUCUUUGUGCGUCACAUUGACAAUGUCUUUGACUCCAUGAUCUGCAUUUCCGUGGUGGCUUCCAUGUGCAGCCUGCUGGCCAUCGCGGUGGAUCGGUAUGUCACCAUCUUCUACGCCCUGCGCUACCACCACAUCAUGACGGUGAAGCGCUCUGGGGUGAUUAUUGCGGGCAUCUGGACCUUCUGCACAGGCUGUGGCAUUGUGUUCAUCAUCUACUACGAAUCCACUUACGUUAUCAUUUGCCUCAUCUGCAUGUUCUUCACCAUGUUGUUCCUCAUGGUGUCUCUGUACAUACACAUGUUCCUCCUGGCUCGGACCCACGUCAAGCGCAUCGCAGCUCUGCCUGGAUGCAGCUCCGCGCCGCAGAGGACCAGCAUGACGGGCGCCGUCACCCUUACCAUGCUGCUGGGCGUGUUCGUCGUGUGCUGGGCUCCGUUCUUCCUCCAUCUCGUCUUGAUCAUUUCGUGCCCCCAGAACCUCUAUUGCUCUUGUUUCAUGUCUCACUUCAACAUGUACCUCAUACUCAUCAUGUGCAACUCUGUGAUCGACCCUCUGAUCUAUGCCUGCCGCAGCCAGGAGAUGCGGAAGACCUUCAAAGCGAUGAUUUGUUGCCACGGCCUCAGAACCGCCUGCAGGCUCCCGGGCAGCUACUAAACAGAGUGCACCUCUCGGGGCUCCCAUCUUCUUUGCUGGCGCACCGAUGAGCAAGUCAUAAGGCCACAGCCGAGGAGUCAGCAAGGUUGCUCGCAGCCCAGAGCGUGCAUGACCUUUCUCUCUCCUAGCUCAGACUUGGGCCUCGGAUCUAGUCCUGCUUCAGCUCCUGUGAUUAUUGUGUCGAAUGUGCUUGUUGCUUAUCCGUUCUAGGCACAACCUGUGACAGUUUCUUACUGUUCUUUUUUCAUCCUCCUGUUUCUACUGCUCCCACCCAUUUCUGGGGGGCCCAUCCGUCCUCUAUGUCGCAAGCGUGUGUACUGGGGGGGGCUGUACAACGUCCCGAGCGCGGGUCUAAGCGCGGGGAGGACUGACUGGUGCUGGGGAGAAGCCGAGCCUGCCCCCGCGGCGCGGGCUGCGUCCUUUCCCGAGCAGGCCACGCUCCACUCGGCCUGCGAGCGUUGCGCGCUGUUGAGGGCAGAACAGCAAGGUCACAUUCUUUCCGUCUGAUACUCCGAUUCAUUUGUUCUGGGAUGUCUCCAUAGCUCUCCUUUCCUGAUUUGGUUUAUGUCUUAUGCCUGUAAUUGCCUGAGGAUGGGGUUUCCUUAAUUAUACUUCUGUCAAUCAUGGUGGUGCACUUACCCAGACAUUAAACUUUGUGCUACAAACCUUGCCUCAUGUGUUGUGACAGUCUGCGACUCUGCCUUAUUUGUGCUCAUUCCAGGGUUUCCCAAGGGGUGUGUGGGGCCACGUCGGGAGCUCAAGGUGCCCCCAUGCAGCAUGUGACACAUGCCCACAGCCAAGCUCGCUUCGACUGGCCCACACUGGGUCUGCCUCGGUGUCUGAAACCCUGUCACUGUGCACUUGGCAGAUGUCAGUCAGUC